Molecule: messenger RNA, 1986 nt
Organism: Gavialis gangeticus (Gharial)
Lineage: Eukaryota; Metazoa; Chordata; Crocodylia; Gavialidae
Gene: RNF122
Product: ring finger protein 122
Exons: 6
Coding region: 310-777 (155 amino acids)
Source: RefSeq, a predicted model, not a curated record
CUUCUUGUCAGCCCUAUACAAUGUCCUAGGGAGUAGGAAACAACCCCUGAGCAGCAGCUAGUGCCUUGCAAUUGGAGCAACCAAGAGGCCCCAGUUGCCCAAGCCUUCCUCCCUCCAUCAUCAUCUGCCCUGGGAUUUUUCUGUUGUCACCUCCAAGCCCAUCCCGCCUGCUCCCUGGACGGCUGCUGGGAGGGAGCAAGCUCUUCUGGGUGCUGCUAUGCUCCCCAUCUCCUCGAGGGUCUGACAAGAGGAAGGAUCCUCCUCCUCGUUUCCCUUUUCCUAGCAAGAGGCAGCCUUUGGGACUCAUUGAUGCACCCAUUUCAGUGGUGUAACGGAUGCUUCUGCAGUUUGGGGCUGAUUUAUACCAAUAAAUCGUGCACAAUGCCUCCGAUCACCUUCCAGGACCUGCCUCUGAACAUCUACAUGGUCAUUUUCGGCACUGGCAUCUUCGUCUUUGUGCUCAGCCUCAUCUUCUGCUGCUACUUCAUCAGCAAACUUCGUCAUCAGGCCCAGAGCGAGAGAUUUGGAUACAAGGAGGUGGUUUUGAAGGGUGAUGCCAAGAAGUUAAACUUGCAAGGGCAGACCUGUGCCGUCUGCCUGGAAGAUUUUAAAGUGAAAGAUGAGCUGGGAGUGUUGCCAUGCCAACAUGCCUUCCACAGAAAGUGUCUUGUGAAAUGGCUGGAAGUGCGCUGCGUGUGCCCGAUGUGCAACAAACCUAUUGCAGGCUCCACAGAGCCCCACCAAGGCAUCGGGACCCUCCUGGAUGAGCUGGUGUGAGGGCUCCUCUUCUCCCCGCCAAAGCCAAAGCCAAAGCCAAAGCCAGCAGAGCAUUUUCUGGCGAUCGCUGCACUCGAACCCCACCACCGCAUGGAUGACUGAGCAGCCCGCAACAGGCCCCUCUGAGUGCUUGGGGACAGACAUCUGCCAUGCACACAGGAGGAAAGCAAGCCCGACUGGCCUUUCACCUCCAGUGCUGAAGUUGGAAGACCCCCCUCCACCCCUCACAUUUACACUGAGGAGGGGUUGUCUCGGUAUUGGGAUUGCUGGGGCCUAAGCAUCAUGAACUCUGAUGCACAAAGGGCCUGGGAGUCUAAACCUUCCUGGUGCUUGUUGCUGGCACCGAGUCCUUUGCAUCAGGCUUCUGAAACAGGACGUUUCCCUGAGAAACCACCGAGCUGGAAAUGUCAAGUGGGCCGGGAGCCUCCCUCACCCCAUCGAAUUAUAGCUUAGACCUAGGUGCUUGGAGCCCCCCCAUCACUUUGGGGCUAAGCAGGCUAGAUAUAGCCCACUUGUAACACCAGAAGCGACUCUGGGGGCCCUAACCUCUUCCAUCGGACUCCUUUUAAAGGGUCAAAGCAUGGCUAUAGCCAGACAGAGACCAUCCUUGCACUGAUUCUUCUCUCCAGCCCAACAAUGAGUGGUUUGGUCAUUUCCAAGAAUAGCCAGCGUGUAUGCAUGGGCGAAAACACAAAAGCUGCAGAGGGCAUUUCAUGCUAGAUGGAUACAAGGAUGUGAGGGGCAUUUAGAGGCUCACAUUCAGCCCUGGGUGCUUGCUUGGGGUGAGGGAGUGAGGAACUUUCCCCUUUGGUGGCAGCAAGGGGCAAUGGUUUUGGUGGGGUGGAAAGGGAGAACAGCUCACAUAGAGAGUGCUGGUUUUUCGUAAGGAGGGAAGGGGUUAAAUCAGCUGUGGGUUUUCCUGCUCAGAGACUGCACAGAUCAAGAAAAGUGCUCUGAGAUCAUUCUGUUUGCAUAUUGAAAGUGCAGCCUUGCAAGGUGGAAAGGGUGAAGUGAGAGAGAGAGAGAAGAACCAUUGAUGUAGGUAAAAUCUAGUCCUGAUCCCCCCCCAACCUCCAUUUCCUGUUUCACUGUAAAUAGUAUUUUUGUAUGUAAUACUUUCCUAAUUGUCUCAGGCUUUCUACGCACCCCGGAGGGUGGGGGUUGUACAGUUUUAUGUAAAACAAUAAUUAAACUGAAGUCAUUUCAGUC